Messenger RNA from Eleginops maclovinus (Patagonian blennie), 1060 nucleotides. It is a transcript of the gene zcrb1, whose product is annotated as zinc finger CCHC-type and RNA binding motif 1. The record is from RefSeq and is a predicted model, not a curated record. The coding region runs from base 197 to 871 and encodes 224 amino acids. Gene Ontology annotation, molecular function: RNA binding; zinc ion binding. Gene Ontology annotation, biological process: mRNA splicing, via spliceosome. The transcript is spliced from 8 exons. NCBI's taxonomy places the organism in Eukaryota, Metazoa, Chordata, Actinopteri, Perciformes, Eleginopidae. Gene Ontology annotation, cellular component: U12-type spliceosomal complex.
GGCGCUAAUGCACCGUUAACGCUGGUGCUCAGCCGCCAAAACACCGUAAAGACAGGAGGAAGAAAGCUUCUGUUUCUUUUUGCUCAACAUUAGCUUCAGACUUUUAUAUAUAUCAUUCUACUUCUUUUUAAAACACUAUCAUUUUUAGAUUGUUAUCAUACGGUGGAGACUGUUUUGUGUGUUGUAUGCAUCCAGUAUGAGCGGGGGGUUGGCACCGAGCAGAAGCACUGUGUAUGUGUCAAACCUGCCAUUCUCUCUUACAAACAACGACCUGCACAAGCUUUUCACCAAAUAUGGAAAAGUUGUAAAGGUUACAAUCGUUAAAGAUAAAGAGACUCGCCUGAGUAAAGGGGUGGCGUUCGUUCUCUUCCUGGACAGAGAAUCAGCUCAUAGCUGUGCAAAAGCAGUGAACAACAAACAGUUGUUUGGCAGAACAGUGAAAGCCAGCAUUGCCGUAGACAAUGGACGAGCAACUGAGUUCAUAAAAAGACGCAACUACACGGACAAGACUAAAUGUUACGAAUGUGGGGAAACGGGUCACAUGAGCUACGCAUGCCCCAAAAACAUCCUGGGAGAAAGGGAACCUCCGAAGAAGAAAGAGAAGAAAAAGAAGAAUAAGGCCGAACAACCUGAGCAUGUUGAGGAAGAAGAGGAAGAAAGUGAAGAAGAGGGAGAGGACCCAACCUUGGACAGUCUGAGCCAAGCCAUAGCUUUUCAGCAAGCCCGUAUCGAGCACGAAGAGGAGACGCAAAAGAAGCGAGUGCGUUUGUCCCAAGAGGAAAAUGCUCACGCUUCAACAUCCUCAGACUCCAAGAAACCAAGGAUCAAAAAGAGCGCGUACUUCAGUGACGAGGAGGAGCUUAGUGACUGAUGAUACAGGAUUUAGACAUAAGCCGUUUGUUAAAUAUUCCUUUAUUUUUGUAAGUUGUAUUGUAUUAUAUGGGAGAUGCAUCCUUUUCACGGAUACAAUUUGUUUUUGUUUUUUUACUUCUUGUAAAUAAAAUGAAAUCAUUGUAGUACUUUUUUUUUUGUAUGUCAGUCAAUAAAAUCUUACACCAAA